UCCGCUACUCUGUGGAUGCGAUGGAUCGUGCAGCAAGAGGAGGUCAUCUCGACGUCGUCAAGUUUCUUUGUCAACAGGGCCAGAAAUGCACAACGGAAGCUAUUGAUGGUGCUGCAAAGGAGGGGCAUUUAGAGGUUGUCGUCUGGCUUCAUCGAAACACAAGUGCUGGGGCAACCAAGGCAGCGAUGGUGCGAAACGAGAUAUUGCCUUGUUUGUCUUUCGCUUGACUAUCCAGUUGGCAAUGCUUGAGCUUAACACACAAACGUUAUCAAGCACUUGAUGCGUCCUCUCAUUCUGCAGGACCUGGGAAUGACGAGACAUUUUUUGCUAUGUGACAGUACAACACGUUUGGAGGACUCACAAGUGAUCUGGCUCAUACUUGCAUUUCUUCGCUCAACUUGAUAGAAUGACCUGGUAUUGGCACUGUAUGGAGCUGGCACUGGUGUUGCUGCUGCUGCUACCACUACUCCUGUUGUUGUCGCAUAGGAUUAUGCUGCUGCGAACGGUUUUUUGCCAGUGGUGCAGUGGCUGCAUGGCAACAGGCGUGAAGGAUGCACGGUCUCGGCCAUGAAUUGGGCCGCGGAGAACGGCCAUUUAUCGGUGGCACAAUUUCUGCACCACAACAGGCGCGAAGGCUGCACGACUGCCGCUUUCGAUCGCGCCGCGAUGAACAACCAUGUGCACGUCAUCAUGUGGCUCACCGAAAACCGUAGCGAGGGAGGCACCGAGAGCGCCCUGCAAUGGGCAGUGAGUAGGGGGCACACAAAGAUGGUUGCCCUUUUGUUGGCACCGAGGAAGGACAGCGGCAGUGAAGGUGUUGCUCUGAAAACGCGGGGCUCAAAUACGAGCGUCACCAGCAUCAAUUCACUUGACAGUCUAGGGCUCGGCCUGGACAGCCCCACCCUCAGCAUUGCCCAUGGCAAUGGGCACUUCGGCUUUAGCUGUUCCAAGUUCGCCAUGGAUAAGGCAGCACAGGGAGGACACAUUGAUGUGCUCCAACUACUGCACGACCAGGGCCAUGAGUGUACGACCAACGCCAUGGACUGGGCUGCGGCGUUCGGAAAAACGGAGACAGUCAAGUGGCUCUCCGAGAAUCGCGAAGAAGGGUGCACGAAAGACGCAAUGGACCACGCGGCAGCUGGCGGGCACCUGGAGACGGUCAAGUGGUUGCACGAAAACAGAAGAGAAGGGUGCACGCGCUUCGCCUUGACUGAUGCUGCGGGCAACGGUCACAUGGAGACAGUCGAGUGGCUUCACCGAAAACGACCCGAGGGGUGCGGUCGCCGGGCAAUGGAUGAUGCCGCUGCAAACGGGCACGUUGAGAUGGUUCGCUGGCUUUAUGACAACAGGUUGGAGGGAUGCUCAAGGGAAGCGAUGGAGCGCGCUGCUCGAAACGGGCACCUGGAGGUGGUGAAGCUGCUUCACGACAUAGGAGCGACCUGCACGUCAACGGCUGUUCACCUAGCUCAAGUGCACGGGCACCACGGUGUCUACCGCUUCCUCAACACUAUGUACCCUGGGAAGGCAUCACCGUUCGACGCAUUCUCAGACCCGACCGUGGUGGCGGAGCAGGAGAUGGUGGAUCAGGACAAAUGCUUGGACUUGGUGGUGCAACGAGAGGCGCGGCGGCGGCGGCAAUCCGUCAUCUUUGCUGACACGGUCGAAGCGUCGGAAUCUCGACGUCGGGCGUCGCUACCGAUACCAUUUGGGCACAAUGGGAAGCCGGCACUCAGCCGCAUUAAUACGUUCGGGCUGUAGCCUGUCAAAUGUUUGUGAAUCCCGUAGAUUUGUGGCCGUUUCCCUUCUC
This is a messenger RNA of Ectocarpus siliculosus, 1807 nucleotides long. NCBI's taxonomy places the organism in Eukaryota, Phaeophyceae, Ectocarpales, Ectocarpaceae. The record is from the annotation of a GenBank genome assembly.